UCCCCGGCGCUGCUGCUUGUCGGGGACCAGGACCUGCAGAUGUCAGCAGUCCGGCAGUCCCAGCACAUUCAUUCUGCUCCACCAGUUGAUGCCGGCGACCUUGUCUGACGGUGGUUACACCUUUCAGUCCUACAUUGUGCUUUCCUAUUCACCAUGGCAGCAUCGAACGGACUGGAUGAGGAUUGCGUGUUGCAGCGGGGAAGAUCCCAGAGUGACCCGAGCAGCAUCACCGAGGUCCGCUUGGGUGAAGCGCACAGAGCAGAUGCGAUGGACCAGCAGAGGGCACUGCAUUCAGGUUGCAUGGUCUCAGGGGUUCGUACACCUCCUGUCCGUCACAACAGCAAGCUGGCCAGCCUGGGACGCAUCUUCAAGCCCUGGAAAUGGAGGAAAAAGAAAAACGAGAAGCUGAAGCCCUCUGCAACGGUGGAGAAGAAGGCAGCUGUACGACAGAAGAGAGGUGACCUGGUCAGGAGGAACCCUGGGGAGAUGGAGACAGAGUCAGAUCUUGCAUGUGGGGGUAACAGUGAAGACCCAGACACCCCCACUCAUUCUGAUGAUGAGGACAGAGACGAGGAGCCUGUAGCACCUCUGGCCAGCACCAAUGAAGAGCUGGGUAGUGAUUUAGAAACCUCAACAGUGCAAGAUAUGACUGAAGAUUCAAAGACAGUGGGAGAUCCCAGUCAGAGUGAAGAUGGAGAGGAUGAAAGCACAUCACUAAGCGACCCCAGCGACGAGCAGCCGAUGGGGAAGGUGGAGGCUGUCGAGGGGAAACAGGAGGCGACGGUGGCCCAGCCUCAGAGACGAGCCAGCACCCCACCUCCACCCACCCUGCCAGUCAAACUGCUGACCAGACUGGGCAGCCUAGAUGGUGCUAGUGCAGUUCCAGUGAAGAAGUCCCCAGCCACCUUACCCAGGAACUUCACGCUUCCCAGAGACUCUCAUGGUUCCCUGUUGAGAGGCAGGAUCUCCACACCUACCGGGUCCCCUCACCUCGGGGUGCUACACCCACAGCUACCCCCCAGCUGCAUUAUUGAGGAACUACACCGCGCCCUGGCCACCAAACACAGACAGGACAGUUUCCAGACAAAGGAAGCGCGUCCAUCCCCUAAGCGCCGGCUGGAUGGCCGUCUGUCCCGCACGGCCAGCACAGAGAAGGAGCCUGCCGGGGAGUUAGACGGCAAGAAGGAGUCUGAUGAGAACAAGGAGAACUGGCGUCUGGAUGAAUACCUAAGCGACCAGGAUAGCUGGAAUGAGUCUGUGAUCUCCGGGACCCUCCCACGCAGGAUGAAGAAGGAGCUGCUGGCUGUGAAGCUUCGGAACAGACCCAGUAAGCAGGAGCUGGAGGACCGCAACAUCUUCCCAGUGCGGAGCGACCAGGAGCGGCAGGAAAUCCGCCAGCAAAUCGAGAUGAAGCUGGCCAAGCAUGAUGAGACCAAACCUGAUUCGUCGGGAGGAUGGGAAUGAACAUGGCGCUGGUAGGGCUGUUAUUACAGUCCCUGCCCAGUUCCAGUACAUCACAUUUCCACACAGAGAAAUAAAAAAUGUGCAUGCUGGUCAUAGUUCAGUUAGAAAAUCUACCAUAGCACAUCUGUCCUGCUGCUGAUGGUGCUGUCAGCUGAAGGCCUCUGUCAAAAGUAGUUCAGCUGACGUCACUCACAUUCAGCUCUGGGGCUGAGGUGAUUGGAGCGGCAAACAGAAACAAGCUGUGCUGCUUUGAGUUUUUAUCAAAGCUUUGCAGUUUUUUUGAAACAUGACUCAGUUCAUAAAACUUUAUAGGUUGCCAAACUGUUGCUCUGUGACAGUGACUCAGUUUGAAACUGAGGGACUCGUGAUAUGAAUCAACAUUCAGGGGCAGCUCUAGAAUUUGGAAGUUGUACACAUCUGCUGCCACUAGCUGUUGUUAAAUGAAAGUUUGUUCUCUCUACAAAACAAAUUAGAGCACAGUUAGCUUUUUACCUGUUUCCUGCCUUUAUUACAAACUUAGCUAACCAUGGUCUCCACAGACAAGAUACUGUAAGUAUCAGCCUCCUCAUCUCAGUCUCAGACAGAAAGCCAGCGGUAAACACAGCACUGUUACCACAAAGUUGAUUGGUUGAAUAUGUUAGCUUACAGUUGCAUAUUUAGACAUGUAGCAGACAUGGAGCAUCAUUAGCACUAGGAGCUAUGUUCCUGGUUCUCUGCUUCUGGAUAUUUACUCCCUUUGACCGCUGUUUAGGUCUUCACCAAACCCUCAGGGAAAUACCUGCCUUUGUAGCUGCUAAGUGCUCCACUAUGUUCACUAGCUGGUUGCAAACGUUUCUGUCUGUCAUUUCAUACUAGCAGUCAGUGUGCAGUAACAAUUAUCAUAGCUUUUUUGUUAAGCCUUGCCCCUGAGGAGCUUCUGAACUGCCAGAGAUAUGAGGGAGGGUUUCCCCGAGUCAGACUCUGCCUCCUCCUCAUAGGAAGUGUCAGUCACUCAACAAUACCCCCAGUCAGAGUUAACAGGGUCAAAUUAGUUUAUAGCUUUAAACUAUACCUUUAUGCCUUCUGGAAUUCAUGUGAUUUUUCUUUUUCUCCCUUUAAAACUCUGAUCUGUGUAGAACCUACUGUAUUUCACUUUGACAAUAUUUACUAUCAGGCCACUAUCAGUAAUUAAUUUACAUCAUACACAUUUAUGUUGGCCCAAAGCCUGUUCUGAGUCUGGGGAAAAGCUGUUCACUAACAACUGCCUCAGUACACUGUGUUGGCUAAAGUGAUUUCAGAUGAUUAUAACAAACCUGUUGUUAAUCCCACCCUUACUAACUGGUUCAGUUUUGGUUGAGAUUAGAAGAAACGAGUUGUGGUAAAUUUGGAGACUGUAUUCUGUUGUGUUGUGGAAAUAUAUUGCAUUAUGUUAAUCCAGGUUAACAGUUAGCACACAUCAGUGCAUUGUACUUGGAUUUUAUUGUGUCCCUGUUAUAAGGGGUGACUGUUUACUGUGGCAUAAGAUUCACAACAGAAUUCUUUUUGACUGCUGUUCUUCUGCUUCCCUUGGAUGUUGCUUUUCUGAGUCAAGCGCUCUGAGUUUUGGAGUGUGGAGCAGGAUUUUCCUGAAGGCAGAGAAGGAAUGCAACACAGAACAUAAUCAUAUUUGUAGUGUUAUGUAAAAGGCAAUGGGCUGUUUUUAUGGUGACUUUGAUAGGAUUAACAUUCAAAUCAGGAUUCGUUUAUAAGUGAAUAAUACAGUGGCACGACGUGCCGCUGGGCUCAUGCAGUGCUCAGAGUGGUGGGGGUAGGGAACACUCCUCUGUGUGGACACAACUCCCAAGUAUAGUAACCUAAUCCUGAAGCAUGGCGGCUGCCUUCCUCACUGAAACUGAUGAACUUCAAGUUUUGUUGGUGGACAGUAAAACAGGAGUGGAGGAGUGGCUUUGGCGAGAAGCCAGAACGAAAGGGUGGGAUUUCUUUGGUUGGCUACUUUCAAAUUGAGCUUCCUCUUGCUGGUUUUUCCAAGAUCGCCAACUGUAGCUUUAGGACCCGCUCUCUUUGUUGUGAGAUGUACCAUGAUAAUGCUUGAUGGUUUUACUGUUCAACAUCACUGCUUAUACCUGUGAGAGGUAUAUUCAAGUACCUCAACUUGAUACAGGUGGCAUUUUUAUGCUGCUCUGCGUUAUCUGUUGUUCAUUAUAUCCUUAUCACUUAUUAUAUUGUUUGUUAUAUUGUCUAAUACAUCAUAUUUAAAAAAUAUAUCAUACAGUUUUACAUAAACUUUUACUGACCCACCAGCACAGGUGUUUUCACUUAUUGUUGCCUAAUUAGUGCUGUUUCUGAUUGACUUCUCCAUCGGCCUUUUGUUGAUGUUGUUGCACCUUUUGGGGCUCCACCCAUCUUACACCAGACUCAGGUGUGAGCAGCCAUAGUGGUUUAAAGCACCUGUGUGGGUGUCACAAACUAACUACAGCUGUCAGAUAAACAUAGUGGGCUAAAAAUGAUAAUAUUUCCCUCUGAAAUUUAGCAGAAUUUAAGUAUAAAGCAGAAUAACAUGGAAAUGCUAAGGAAAAUAUUUCAAAAUUGUUCCUUCAGACUUGAGUAAACUACAAAAUACAGGGAGUUAUAACUAAAAUGUGUUUUAGUGUCUGUCUACUCAUUGAAUUGGGCAGGUUUUUAAAAAGUUUGAUGAUAUAAAUCAAAUAAUAACAAUGUUUAUUUAUAAUGCUCUAUAAAAACAGCCGGGGGUUGACCAAAGUGCUUUAAGCAAAUACCAUUGUAAAAUAAAAUAAGUGUAAAAAGAGUUAGUUAAAAGAAGGAGUUGAAAUCUAAAAACACCAACAAAAACCAGCACUUUACAAAAAAUAAAGCUAAUAAAGUUAGAUAGUUGUUUGGAAGUUUCUAAACAAGUUGGGAGUUAAAGCAAAUCAAACCAAAAAGUGUCAGAGCACUAAAAGCCAAUGUAAAAGUUGUGUCAGACUGGCGACCUGUCCAGGGUGUGCCCUGCCUCUCGCCCAGUGUUAGCUGGGAUUGACCCCCCU
This is a messenger RNA of Monopterus albus (swamp eel), 4487 nucleotides long. It is a transcript of the gene phactr3b, whose product is annotated as phosphatase and actin regulator 3b. Gene Ontology annotation, molecular function: actin binding. Lineage: Eukaryota; Metazoa; Chordata; Actinopteri; Synbranchiformes; Synbranchidae. The coding region runs from base 154 to 1464 and encodes 436 amino acids. Gene Ontology annotation, biological process: actin cytoskeleton organization. The transcript is spliced from 9 exons. The record is from RefSeq and is a predicted model, not a curated record.